AUGUACGGUGGUGCGUAUCCUCCUUAUCCACCUCACGGUCAACAGCCACCUCUUGGUUAUGGCCCUCCUCCUCCGGGCGCAUUCCAACCUCCUUUGGGUUCACCACCCUUCGUCCAACCUGGUAUGAACCACACUACUACGCCUCAGCCGCCCAACCCUAUGGGAUUUGCCCAACCACCACCGGGAUCAACCCCGUCCCAACAGUCUCCAGCACCGAUGGGCUAUGGAGCUCCCCAUUCUCAACAACCUUCUCCUUCACCACAACCUGCUUCUCAACCUCAUCAACACUCACCUCAAGGGCCACUUCCUGUGGGGAAUUCGUUUCACCAUCUACCCCCUCCACCAGGAUUUCCACAUCUACAUCCUCAACAUCUUCCUCCACCUGGCCUUCACCAACCUCCCAAACCAUUCGGUUUCGCUGAGUACGGCGACCCGGAAAGUGUACUGAGAUGUAUGAAGGUGAUCGAUGGUGCCAAACUUCCGAUCAAUGGUGGUCGUGGCGGCGAGAAGGCUUUAAUGAUCAAGCCCGAUGACAAAACCAAAGCAAGGCUCGAUACAUACGCAGCUACCAAAAUUAAGACUGAUCAAGACACUGAGCUGGAUACCCAAGUUAUUGAACGUCUUGAAGGAUUAAUUUCGCAAAUGAAAGAUCCGGACAUUCUAGCGGCGACUGCAUCCGAGUCUACGUCUGCUAAUAACCCUGCUGCAACGGCUAAUGGCUCCAACAAGAAGAACAUGGCCGCUCAUUUACAAGAUCUUGCACCUGAAGAUCUGCCUGAAGAGUCGCGAGGUCUUAUCACGCGAGAAAUACAAUUUUUCCGUGAACGGGCUAUCAGCAAGCGAGGCGACGCCGAGAAAUCUAAAGAACAGCGAGAUCGCGCUAGUAGGGAUGGUGGAUCAGGUUCACCUGCUGGAUCUCGCGGUUUUGGUGGCUCAAAUAACAACAAUAAGGCAGGUUACGGAUCCUCUAACAACACGCCGAUGGGUCCACGCGGUGGCUCUGGCUCGGGCCCCAGCGGUUCGCCUGCAAAUGACCCUCAAACCUUCAACCGACCAAUGGGAUUUGUUCGUGCUGGUCAGAUGGCUGCGGCCCAACAGCAGCUUGGAUCAGGAUCUUCGAACCACGAUGCGUCUCUUCCUGUAAAUGACGAGGAAGAAGAGAAAAUGAGGGAAGACCGAAAAAAACGCAUGAAUCAUCUUGAAUUCAAAGACCGUGAACGCCGAUGGGAGACGAGAGAACGAAAUCGAGCACAGACCAAUCAGAGAGAUCAACAACGAGAAAAAUCGAUUAGAGAUGAAGAAACGCGCAUCCGAAAUCAAACAAAAGCAAGACUAUCGAACUGGGAUGACGAUAUCGAGAUCAGCAGAGGCAAAGAAUUGUUUUACUCCAAUCGAUCGAAAUGGAGAUCGAUUCGAAAGACUUUCCGACAGCGUGAAGAAAAAUCAGAUAGGAUCGACGAAGAAUUAGAGCAAGAGCAAUUAGAAGCGAUCAAGAAAGAGUCGGAGGACUUCUUAAAUAGACAAGCUGAAAUGAUCGCCAAGAUCCAAGAUGAGAAUCGUAAAGCUGGACUUUUACAACUUGACGAAGGCGGCAAACCGAUACAGCUGUCUUUUGGUGGAUUCAGCGCCAGCCACAACUCUAACCAGACAAAUGGUAAAAACAAUUCCGGAGGAACUUCGACCACCUUACAACCGAUCUCGUUGAAAAAGGAGAACAAGAGCAAUGGUGGAGUUUUGGGUGGUAAUGAGGAUGAUGACGACGGUUUUAGGAAAAAGAGAGCUCUGAUCCCACUGACAUACGAUGACGACGAAACCAAACAAAACCCCACCCCAAGCAAGAUCAACAUUCAGUUUGGCAACCCGACCAUAACGUCCAAACCCAGGGAAACAGCAGGAAUGGUGGAAGAGAAGAAGAAAAAGAAGAUGCGUGAAAUAGUCUCAUCUAUUCCUAAUGACAAAGAUGCAUUGUGGUUGCUGACAGUGGACUGGAAGUGGUUGAGCGAGACCAUAAUCAAAGAAAAACUCGAACCGUUUGCGAAUAAGAAGAUUAUCGAAUAUCUUGGAAUGCAAGAAGAUGAGUUGGUCUCUGCGAUCAUUGAUCAUAUCAGAGCUCACAAAGAUGCGCAAGGUUUAGUCACAGAACUUGAACCAGUUCUAGCUGAGGAAGCUGAAGAAUUUACUCUUAAAUUUUGGAGAGUGCUCAUCUUCGAACUUCGAGCAGCUGAAGCUGGUCUGAUAUCCAACAACACUACCACCUAA
Messenger RNA from Melampsora larici-populina 98AG31, 2259 nucleotides. RefSeq lists its product as uncharacterized. The record is from RefSeq and is a predicted model, not a curated record. Bases 1 to 2259 code for a protein of 752 amino acids. The transcript has 6 exons. Gene Ontology annotation, molecular function: mRNA binding. Gene Ontology annotation, cellular component: spliceosomal complex. Lineage: Eukaryota; Fungi; Basidiomycota; Pucciniomycetes; Pucciniales; Melampsoraceae. Gene Ontology annotation, biological process: mRNA processing.